CGAAGAGAGGCAGUGAUUCAUCUUGCUCUUAUACUUAACCUUUGAAGGACUAACGUCUGCUUACAUCCACCCAACUGGAAUGACCAGCAUCGGUGUAAAUAAGUGGACAAACCCAGCUCAAUUUCAGCGUGACCGCUCUCAGGUGUGAUGGAAAGCGCUGCUGAUGACUACAGGAUCCAGUCCUUUGACCUGGACACUCAGAUGUUGCUGAAGACAGCCUUAAAAGAUCCAAGUUCAGUGAACCUGGAGAAGGUGUCUAAUGUCAUUGUGGAUCAGUCUUUAAAGGACCAGCUUUUCAGCAAAGAAGCUGGUCGCAUCUGCUACACCAUCGUGCAGGCCGAGACCCAGCAGAACAACGGCAACGUGUUCAGGAGGAGCGUGUUGAACCGCCUCCAGCAGGAGUACAAGAGACGUGAGGAGACGAGGGGGCGCUCGCUGCAGGAGUGGAUGUGUUACGUCUCGUUCAUCUGCAACGUCUUCAACUACCUCAAAGUGAACAACAUGCCCAUGGUGGCUCUGGUACAUCCGGUCUAUGACUGUCUGUUCCGGCUCGCCCAACCAGAUGCUCUAAUGAAUGAAGAGGAGGUGGACUGCCUGGUGGUGCAGCUGCAUCGCAUCGGAGAGCAGCUGGAGAAGGUGAACGCCCCGCGCAUGGACGAGCUCUUCUUCCUGCUGCGGGACGGCUUCCUGCUGCAGGAGGGCCUGACCUCCAUGGCCCGGCUGCUGCUGCUGGAGAUCCUGGAGUUCAGAGCCGGAGGCUGGUUGCUCAGCGGGACCGCCCACAAGUACUACUACAGUGAACUUGCUGACUAG
Molecule: messenger RNA, 813 nt
Organism: Pungitius pungitius (ninespine stickleback)
Lineage: Eukaryota; Metazoa; Chordata; Actinopteri; Perciformes; Gasterosteidae
Product: MIF4G domain-containing protein B-like
Exons: 6
Coding region: 148-813 (221 amino acids)
Biological process (GO): regulation of translational initiation
Cellular component (GO): cytosol
Molecular function (GO): protein binding; translation activator activity; RNA binding
Source: RefSeq, a predicted model, not a curated record